Messenger RNA from Culex quinquefasciatus (southern house mosquito), 1662 nucleotides. Its product is annotated as clavesin-2. NCBI's taxonomy places the organism in Eukaryota, Metazoa, Arthropoda, Insecta, Diptera, Culicidae. The coding region runs from base 164 to 1138 and encodes 324 amino acids. Gene Ontology annotation, cellular component: membrane. The record is from RefSeq and is a predicted model, not a curated record. Gene Ontology annotation, molecular function: phosphatidylinositol bisphosphate binding. The transcript is spliced from 2 exons.
CUCGACGUCGUCGAGUUCCCACUCUUUCUCUCGAGUGCAGGUUGCAGUUUGCAUCGCUCCGACGAGUUCUGACGUUGGUUGGUGAUGGCAGUAAGGACCGUGAUGUUUUAUUCAUCACACCGGUUGUUAGUUUAAAGUGUGACUUUGGGUCCUACGGUUCGCCAUGUAUUCCGUUCCCGGGUUGGAGAAACGACCUUCGUGCUACGACGAGUACCGAUCCUCGCUGGAGCCAAAGUAUCGGACCAUGGCCCGCGAUGAGCUGCACGAGGACGAUUACACCCGCGAACCGGCGCUAGCCCAGAUGCGUGAGUUCAUCGCAAAACAUCCGCAAAUCGUGCGUUGCCGUACGGACGCCAUCUUUCUGCUGAGGUUUCUCCGAUUCCGGAAGUUCAACGUUGUAGCAGCCUGUGAAACACUGGAGAGAUUCCUGAUGGUAACGCAAGUGGCUCGGCCGUUUUUCCAAGUGGACCCUGAAGCCCAAGAGCAUCUCAUCAAGCAGCGCCUCAUCGUACCACUGGGACGGAAUCGCCAGGGAAAUCUCGUGGCCACGAUCAGGUUCGGUCAGUCCGACCCCAAAACCAUAACCCCAGAACACUUGUCCAGUUUGGCGUCCCUUCUCAUGGAAACGUACAUCUACGAAGAACUGUACCAGGUGACCGGGCUGGUGGUGGUGGUCGAUUGCGCCGGCGCCACGAUGGCCCACUUUGGCGCGAUGACGCUGCCCAAGCUGAAGAUCAUGAUGACCGCCACGAACGAUAUCCUGGCGGCGCGCGUCAAGCAGAUUCACGUCGUCCAGCUGCCCAAGUAUGCGGCCGUGGUGGCGGACUUUUGCAUUGCGGCCCUCUCGACCAAGCUGCAGCAAAGGUUAAAGUUCCACAAGACGCUGGACACGCUCAAGGACGACAUCGACCCGGAGGUGCUGCCGACGAUCUACGGUGGCAAGCAGUCGCUGGAGGAGGCCAACGAAAAGUUCCACAAGCUAGCGCUGUCCCAGCGGGACCGAUUCCUGAAGCAGGCCGAGAUGUACAUCGACCUGUCGAUUCCGGCGCCGAACGCGAAGAAUGCCAACGCGGCCCUCCAGAGUAGCGUCGCCGACGAGUCCGUCAUCGGCAGCUUCCGGAAGCUGAACGUGGAUUGAUUGAGAGAGGGCAGUGAGAACUUUGAAUGUCGACAGGACAGAGAGAAAGAGAGGAGGAUUCAUGGCUAAAACGUGCUGUGAUAGGAAGAACGUUGCAACCUUGGUUCAUAAUAAAGUUUUGUUACAUUUCAAACUAUGGUUCAACAUGUUAAAAAAGAUUGUGAUAGAUCGUACGAAUAAUUACAACAGCAGAAAAGAAACAUGUUGCACAAAGAAAGAGGAAACCAAAUCCAAAAUUCCAAUGAUAACUUUGUCAUAUUUUGAUAUUCAGAUAAGAAAGCAUAGUUUUCUCCGAAAUUUUGGAAACAAUUUAUGCAACCCUAAUCACAAAAAAACAUAUAUUUGGAAACAACACCGUUUUAGAAAAUCUAGUGUAUUUUGCACGACUGCAAUGAUUAGAUCAUUUCUGCAAUAAUUAAUUUUUCAACUGGUUAUGGUGAGUAGUCUGCAUAAGUUCACUGUAUAAUUUCAUAGAUAUAAACCGUUGUCAUUUUAAUAAAAAUCAUUGUCAAGAAAACAAACGA